CUAUCUCUAAGCAUAAGCUGUUUUAUUACUUAGCUUAGCAUGAGUUUCACUUCGGAAUCAUCAUGGUUAUCGAGAUUACCUCUAAUGCUGACCUUCCAAAGUGUCUAAACACGCCGUCGAAACAGAGCACAAAAGCACGUCAACUGGUCAACUUGCACUCGGACAUCCCCUCCAAGAAGGCUCGAGGGCCCAAUUUACAAGGUUUUUUCAGUAGGACAGUAAUCGUAACGCUGCAAAAUGGCGAGGAUGUCGUCAUACAAUUCCGGCCCGAACCCCUAGAUCUUGAGCCGUUCUUACUUGCCCGGAGAGUGCUCGGCGAGGUUGUCCCUGACAUCAAAGUAAUUCAAGACGCAGAAUUGGAACGUGAGGGCAUAUGGGUUUACUGGAUGACGUGCAUUCCUGGAAAAACAUGGCUUGAUGGUGCAAGAGGAAGAACCUCACAAACCAGAGUUACUACCGUCCGAUCCUUAGGCCGAAUUUUGUCAAAGGGCUAUGUCGACGAUAGCAGUGGUUCGGUGAUUGAUCAUAAGGUUCGCCCGCAUCUAGAACUACUCCUCGCCUCUGAGGAUCCCCAGAUUCGCCAAUUCCACCUCGUGGCGAGAGAUUUGCUUGGCAAAUUAGACCAGCUCAAGAGUCUACCACUUUUUGUCGCUCACUUCGACCUGAACGAGGUCAACAUCAUGGUUGAUGAUAACUGUGAGGUUUCUGGUAUCGUUGACUGGGAACUAUCAACCCCUCUUCCCUUUGGCAUGGGCUUUGGCCGCGUCCACACCCUUGCUGGCGAAUAUUCCGAGCAAAAGUUUUAUAUGCCCCCCGAGUUCGACGACGCGGAGAGAGGGUUCUGGCAAGAGAUUUGGGAUGGGAUUCCUGAGAAUGUACGCAGUCAUGCUAAACCGGAAGCGGUCCAAAUUGCUGUCACGCUAGGGACACUUCUGGAUACAUUCCAGCUGGACGAAGGCAAAGUCGGACCCUAUAGCUCCGUAGCCGUUAACGCCCUCCCAAAGUUUCUCACCUACCGGAUCCCCUUGAUAAGGGGUCCAGAUUCACCACCAUACUCAGAAUGAGUGUGAAUACAGACCGAGUUGUGACUACCGAUGUAAUCAGAUAUCGGGACAAAUAGUUUAGAUACGCUCCACAGCCGCACAGCGACACGAGAGGAUUCUCAGAAAGAAAGGCAGCAAGGAGGCAUCGAGGAAGUAUCCACGAUUUUCUCCCAACGCAUGCAUUCAUCAUCAAUGGAUUCUGUUAUUUUAAUUCCAAAGACGAAACGUGCAUGCCAACUCUCACGGCUACCCAAAGAUGUCUUGAUUCUUUAGUGAACUAGAAUCGUUUACCUAUGAAGAGAGACGUACCUUGUUAAUGGUUAGUGAACUACAGUACUUGAUAAAUCCAUGCGUUUACCCAU
Molecule: messenger RNA, 1405 nt
Organism: Pseudovirgaria hyperparasitica
Lineage: Eukaryota; Fungi; Ascomycota; Dothideomycetes; Acrospermales; Acrospermaceae
Exons: 1
Coding region: 63-1064 (333 amino acids)
Source: RefSeq, a predicted model, not a curated record